AAUAUGAAGGUAUAAUUUGCCGAUCUUGACCUGACCCGACCCGAUACUGUUGAAGACCCAUCCUCGUCUUGAGGAACUGUGACUCUGUGAGAUAGUGAUCAGAAUCCCAAACCCGCGAUCGACGAUGGCGACAGCAGAGGUAGGGAAUGUUCUUACGGGGGCAGGAAGAGAGGACAGCUGCUCAGCGAAGCCUACAAAGCAAGGAGAAGGUCUCAAGCAAUACUACUCGCAGCACAUCCACGAUCUCCAGCUUCAAGUCCGCCAAAAGAGUCACAAUCUCAGUCGCCUUGAAGCCCAGCGCAACGAGCUCAAUUCUGAAGUGAGAAUGCUGAAGGAAGAGUUACAAUUGCUACAGGAGCCUGGAUCUUAUGUUGGUGAAGUUGUCAAAGUGAUGGGCAAAUCAAAGGUUUUAGUUAAAGUACACCCUGAAGGCAAAUAUGUGGUUGACAUUGAUAAGAACAUUGAUAUAACAAAGAUUACUCCCUCUACCAGGGUUGCUCUUCGCAAUGAUAGUUAUGUUCUUCAUCUGAUAUUGCCUAGCAAAGUGGAUCCUUUAGUCAAUCUUAUGAAAGUUGAAAAGGUUCCCGAUUCUACUUAUGACAUGAUUGGUGGUCUUGAUCAACAAAUCAAGGAGAUUAAGGAGGUUAUUGAGCUUCCUAUUAAACACCCUGAGUUGUUUGAGAGUCUGGGAAUUGCCCAACCAAAGGGAGUUCUGCUUUAUGGACCCCCAGGUACAGGGAAAACAUUGUUGGCAAGAGCCGUCGCACAUCAUACUGAUUGUACCUUCAUAAGGGUAUCUGGUUCUGAACUCGUGCAGAAAUAUAUUGGAGAAGGAUCUCGAAUGGUGAGAGAACUAUUUGUUAUGGCCAGAGAACAUGCCCCGUCUAUUAUAUUCAUGGAUGAAAUUGAUAGCAUUGGAUCUGCUAGAAUGGAAUCAGGAAGCGGCAAUGGUGAUAGUGAAGUGCAGCGCACUAUGCUGGAGCUUCUUAACCAACUUGAUGGAUUUGAGGCAUCAAACAAGAUCAAGGUAUUGAUGGCCACAAAUCGUAUAGAUAUUCUGGACCAAGCCCUGCUCAGACCAGGAAGAAUUGACCGAAAAAUUGAAUUUCCCAAUCCCAAUGAAGAGUCUCGCUGGGAUAUCUUGAAGAUUCAUUCAAGGAAAAUGAACUUGACGCGCGGGAUUGACUUAAAGAAGAUAGCAGAAAAGAUGAGCGGUGCUUCGGGGGCUGAACUUAAGGCUGUUUGUACUGAAGCUGGGAUGUUUGCUCUGAGGGAGAGAAGAGUCCACGUGACACAAGAAGAUUUUGAGAUGGCAGUUGCCAAGGUUAUGAAGAAGGAUACCGAGAAGAACAUGUCCUUGCGCAAGCUCUGGAAGUAAAUAUAUAUACUAAUAUAUAUAUAUAUAUAUAUACUACUACUAUAUCAUGCCUUCAUUAUUCAUCUUCCGUUCUUCGGAUAUUACUGUCCGUGUAGGCUAUGCAGCAAGAGUGUGAGCUUAUUCUGUUUCCUUGUAUCAACACUUCUUUCAAACUUGCCCAUUUUAGAUGCGUUUUUGCACUUAUUACGUACUAUUAUCUUUGAAGUUUCUCGACUUCUCAACUAUUCAAGUUCACCGAAGGUCCGAAACUAAGUUGUCAUCGGCCUAAAUGCCUAAUGUGUGAUUGAAGUUUGGGUUUAAAAGACAAUUUUGAGAAGUUCUUUGUGGAAUUUGGCUGUUGUUUCAUGUUGACAUUUGGAUACUACUCCGUCCGUAGUACUAUCUAUGGAGUGCUGGUUAGGGUUUUAUUUUCUAGAAUCCAACCAAGUAAAUCUCAAUCUGAAUUAGUUACUAUCAAGUUA
This is a messenger RNA of Cuscuta epithymum, 1839 nucleotides long. Lineage: Eukaryota; Viridiplantae; Streptophyta; Magnoliopsida; Solanales; Convolvulaceae. The record is from the annotation of a GenBank genome assembly.